Hipposideros armiger (great roundleaf bat) is the source of this 1778-nucleotide messenger RNA. RefSeq names its product VPS37D subunit of ESCRT-I (gene VPS37D). The record is from RefSeq and is a predicted model, not a curated record. Gene Ontology annotation, biological process: protein targeting to membrane; protein targeting to vacuole; ubiquitin-dependent protein catabolic process via the multivesicular body sorting pathway. The transcript is spliced from 3 exons. Lineage: Eukaryota; Metazoa; Chordata; Mammalia; Chiroptera; Hipposideridae. The coding region runs from base 520 to 1047 and encodes 175 amino acids. Gene Ontology annotation, cellular component: ESCRT I complex.
GGAGUGUUUUCCGCACAAACACCUGAGGAGGAAGCAGACAAAGGCCUGGAAUGAGAGGGAAGCUGCCCAUGCAUGGAAAAUGGGACAGAGGAGGGAGGGGGACUCCUCAGGGACCUAAGCAGACAUAUUAAUUGAAAAAUUAAAAAUUAACUAACAUUUGUAGAGGCCUUCAUAGUUUUCCUCACUUCAGUCUCACCACAGCCCUAUAAGGUAGCCCUUGUUAGCUCACUUUGUAGAACAGGAAACUGAGGCCCAGAGAGGGAGCUAAAGGCACAACCCUGUCUGGGCCUCUUGCAGUCCCUCCACCUGUUGGCUUGCAUCCUGAGACUGGGGUGCCUUCGGCCUGGCCCGUGGGCGCUGUCGCCCAGGGUGGCAGUAGGUGGAUGUGGGCAGACUCCCUGAGUGCACCUCUUGGCUCUCUGGUGGCAGUUCCAGGGCCUGCAGCUGGAGCGAGAGGCAUGCCUGGCCUCCAACUACGCACUAGCCAAGGAGAACCUGGCAUUGCGGCCCCGCCUGGAGAUGGGUCGGGCCGCCCUGGCCAUCAAGUACCAGGAGCUUCGAGAGGUGGCCGAGAGCUGUGCGGACAAGCUGCAGCGACUGGAGGAAAGCAUGCAUCGCUGGAGCCCCCAUUGUGCGCUGGGAUGGCUGCAGGCUGAGCUGGAAGAGGCUGAGCAGGAGGCUGAGGAGCAGAUGGAGCAGCUGCUGCUGGGAGAGCAGAGCCUGGAGGCUUUCCUGCCCGCCUUCCAGCGUGGCCGGGCCCUGGCCCACCUGAGGCGGACCCAGGCGGAGAAGCUGCAGGAGCUGCUGCGGCGCCGGGAGCGGUCUGCCCAGCCAGCCCCCACUGCUGCUGCGGAUCCCCCCAAACCCUUCCCUGCUGCAGCUGUCCUGCCCACUGGGGCCGCCCGGGGGCCACCAGCAGUGCCCCGGAGCCUGCCCCCCUUGGACUCCCGCCCAGUGCCCCCACUGAAGGGCUCCCCCGGGUGCCCCCUUGGCCCAGCCCCUCUGCUGAGCCCUCGGCCCUCGCAGCCAGAGCCCCCCCACCGGUAGGAUCCAGGGUAUGGUCCCCUCAAUGGGGGGCCCAGACAUACUUGAUGCGUGGCUCCUCCUCCUCCCCAACUGUCUGGGUGGGGGGAGGGGCAGGCCCCUCCCCCUGGCCUCAGGUAGGCCCUGGCCCUGGAGGCUGAGCUGGGGAGGAGGGUCACCUGGAAGAUGCCCUGAGAGAGGGCUGAGGGUGGGGUGGGCAGGGUGUUAUGCCUCUGGAGCUGAGGAAACUCUGCCUUCUUUUUGUCCCCAGUGGGGCCUCCCGGGUGAUGGGCAAGCCCCAGUGAAAGAACUUGACUCAUGGGGACCUGGGAAGGUGCCCACUUCCCCCAAGGGGCCCUGCCUAGGGGGCCGAUUGCACCCUGCCACUCCACUGGACUUGCACAAUGCCAAGGCCGACAGGUGUGCUGUCCAUCAUGUCCUGAGCCUACCUUUCUCCCAGUCUUGGGGCCCACCGCCUAGGAGCCAGGUGGUCAGGCCCCAGCUGCAGGGUCAUGGACACCAUGGCCCUGGGGCUAUUAUGUGCCCCACUUAUGCUUCAGAACCUGGGGCAAGGUAGGCCAGGGGCUUCUGACCUGCACAGGUGAGAGUGGGCCAUCCCCAGGAAAGACCAUUCUGUAUUUUUCUGUCCCGUCUCCUUAGAAUGGAACCUUUUUGAGGGCAGGUCCUUGUCUUUGUAUGUUCUGUCCCCAGCCCCGCCUCCCAGGGGCCGUCAAUAAAUGUGAUGAUGAGGAUGA